Messenger RNA from Saccoglossus kowalevskii, 2274 nucleotides. RefSeq lists its product as uncharacterized. The record is from RefSeq and is a predicted model, not a curated record. Lineage: Eukaryota; Metazoa; Hemichordata; Enteropneusta; Harrimaniidae.
CAAACGUUUGCAGUAGUUCUCAACAAAAGUGAACAUGCAUGUGUUAGGCGACAUCGUUCUCGUUUUGCUGAUGUUACUUUCCCUUGGAAGCUGUAUUUUAGCACUCGUGGACGGUGAGGAUGAACCUCAAUGUUUGGUGUACAAUUCGCCAGAAUUAGACGCCAAAUACUGCACUGAUGAAUUGAGAAGCUUCGAAACCCGACUGACAAGAAUUCUUGAUAAGAUUGAAGAAAAAACGGAGAUUUUCGAUUUUCAACGAGGAUGUCGGCGUGGGUGGUAUGGGUUCAGUGGUCAUUGUUAUUACUUCAGUAGAGAUAAACAGACUUGGAACGAUGCCCGCUAUUGGUGUGAAACUGAAGGCAAUUCAGAUUUGUUAAGUAUUAGUGGAGAAGGUGAACGUGAUUUCGUUGUUGAUAAGUUGAAACAUCACGAAGUAGACGAUGAUGGCGCUGUACACUUCUGGAUCGGAUUGAAUGAUAAAGAAGUGGAAGGCCAGUAUAAGUGGUCGAGUGGAGUUCCAUUAGACAGGACUUAUUGGAAAUCUGAUACUAAUAAAUAUGUUUUAAACGCAUAUUCCUAUGUGACUGUUCUACAAACAUUACCAGAUAUGUACGCUAUAACAACAUGUUUCUGGAUGAAGUCAUCGGCAACGAACACUGGGACACCAGUCUCCUAUGCCACGGAACAGACAGACAACGAGUUCAUAGUUUAUGACUACAAUUCAGUUAAACCUUUUGUCGUCGGUCAGAGCGCUCAAUCAGCGGUCGAUCUUAGUGAUGAUUUGUGGCACCACGCAUGCGUGACUUGGACUUCAAUCAAUGGACAAUGGCAGGUAUACAAGGACGGUGUUCUUGCAGCUGAGGGGACUGGUCUGUCAACUGGUUUGUACAUUCAUGGCGGAGGGGUAUUGAUUCUUGGCCAAGAGCAGGAUUCGCCUGGAGGAGGUUUCGUCGACACCCAGGCCUUUGUUGGCGAAUUCUCGCUUUUCAACCUUUGGAACAGAGUCUUGACGUCAGAUGAAAUUGGCGUCAAUUUUGCAGACUGUAUUGGUACUGGCAAUGUGUAUUCAUGGGAUAGCAACGCAAUAUCAGCAGUAUCAAUGACUAUUGUACCGUUUCAGAGUGUAUGUGAACAACCAAAUAACUAUCUCGAACAAGAUUGUGUUGAAAUCAAGAACGAAUUUGGGAGUUGGAAUGACGCGAAUUGUAAUAAUCAACAUAGAUUUAUUUGUAAAACCCAUAAAGUACCACGUGAUUGCAUGGAUGUUACCAAUCUUGGUUAUAAGUACAGUGGCGUUUACAGUAUCGACCCUGACGGUCAUGGGUCAUUUGACGUAAACUGUGAUAUGGAGACUGAUGGUGGUGGAUACACUGUUUUCCAGCGUCGCACAGACGGAUCUGUAGAAUUCUUCCGCGACUGGAAAGAUUACAAAUUAGGUUUUGGAGACCUCAACGACGAAUUUUGGCUGGGUAAUGAUAAAUUGAAUCGCCUCACUAGAGGGCGCCAUCAAGAACUUCGCAUUGAUUUGACAAACGUGAAUGGGGUAACGGAUUUCGCAGUGUAUGAUUAUUUCUCAAUUAGUCACGAAAAUGAUUUUUAUAGGCUACGGUUGGGCUCGAAAAUAAGCGGUGGUUUGCCGGAUAGUUUAUCUCACCAUCUGAAUAUGAGAUUUAGCACAAAAGAUAGGGACAAUACCGCGAAUAAUGAAAACUGCGCCCUCAAUCAGCAUAGUGGCUGGUGGUACAACCAGUGUCAAUAUGCUGAUUUAAACAGAGAGUAUGCAGAUGCUUUCGGAAUAAGCUGGUAUGAUUGGUCAAAUCCGAGAAUAAUUGAAAGUAUAAUGAAAAUACGAUAGAAUGAAAAUUAUAUUUUUAAGAAAGCAUAUGUCAUAUCGGAAGAGGGUAUGAAUUCCAAUGACACAAGAAUUGAAAUAGUCUGCCAGCAAUAUUUUCAGUUUUAAACCCAAGUAACUCAUAUAGUGUAUUAGUCGAAUUAUAUUACAAUACGUAUAAAGUACAAUGUAGCGUGUUGAUUUACGCACUUCAUUAUAUGGGGUUUAUCAUGUACUAGUAGCAAAUUUGCACUUUAUUCUAGUUUGGCAGUGAUGUAAUUUUGUGCACUUCACAAGUAUAUAUUAAAAUGUAUCUACUCGAUAUAAUGUAAGACUGAUUUACGCUUAAUUAUAGAGUGAAAUGAAUGAAUGAAUGUAUAAAAUCACUCAAAAUACUGUAUUAUUGGUUAAAUAAAGUAACCGUCUAUGCACAUGAAAUUCAA